This is a messenger RNA of Drosophila novamexicana, 996 nucleotides long. RefSeq names its product high affinity copper uptake protein 1 (gene Ctr1B). NCBI's taxonomy places the organism in Eukaryota, Metazoa, Arthropoda, Insecta, Diptera, Drosophilidae. Gene Ontology annotation, molecular function: copper ion transmembrane transporter activity. Bases 115 to 657 code for a protein of 180 amino acids. Gene Ontology annotation, biological process: copper ion transmembrane transport. The transcript is spliced from 2 exons. Gene Ontology annotation, cellular component: membrane. The record is from RefSeq and is a predicted model, not a curated record.
ACGUUUCGCUCUCAGCAGUUAAGCAAGUGUCAACGCUGUUAUCACUCAGGCUCAGGCACUUAACGUUCGUUUUCACUUGGCGGUUAAUUGAAUUGUAUUCAAAAUCCAAUUACAAUGGACUUGAUGACCAUGGACCAUGAUGAUCAUGGAUCAGAAUCUGUUACCGCUGCCAAAUCUUGCCCAAUGAUCAUGGUGUUCCAUGGCGGCCACUGUGAGCGAAUUUUGUGGCGUGGCUGGGUGGCAGCAACAGUUACCGAGUUCGCCUUCUCCUGCAUUGCAUUUUUUGUGCUCUCUUUUCUCUACGAGCUGCUCAAGUUUCUGCGUGAGCAACUAAUUCGGCGAGAGGCGCGCAGGGAGGCUGAGCUGGCAGCGGAGCUGCGUCAGAAGAACAGUAUGAACGACUGCGGAGGCGGCUGCUCGGAAACGCCACUGGCUGAAAUCAGGGAGAAGACAUAUUGGCAACGCAUUUUCAACACGCCGCACAUAAUCCAAUCUCUGUUGAAUCUGGUGCAAAUUAUCAUUUCCUAUUUGCUCAUGUUGGUAUUCAUGAACUUCAACUAUUGGCUGUGCUUGUCCGUGGUUUUGGGUCUGGGCGUGGGUUACUUUUUCUUUGGUUGGAUCAAGAAAGAUCCGCAAGAGAGCGAGUGUUGCCCUUGAACAAACUAUAUUCAGCUAAGGCUCACAUAUAUAUUUACAGCACAAUAUGUAUGUAUUUCAAGAUUUAAAAUAAGCCUGCAACUAGUAUUUUUUUUUUGUUUUUUUUUUUUUUUAAGUUUGAUUGAAGCGCCACGCCUUCAGUCCGAGCAUGUUUCUUGUCAGCCCACUUUACCGCAAAGUUAUUAUAAAAGUGGCAUUAAUAUUUUGCUUGAAAAAAAAAACAAUUUUAUUUAUAAAAUUUCGUUUUGAGUUUUAUGGCAUAAAUUAGUCAACUAGUAUAUACUUAAAGAGCAUAAUGUACAAAUAAUUAUGAGAACAAGAACCUAGGUUUAAUAAAGU